UUUAUAUUAUGAUAUUAAUUAUAAUCAAACUGAUGAUAAUGUCUUAAAAAAAUAAUAAAAAUAUCAUAAUACAUUACAUAAAUCAAUAGGUAAUAACUAAUAAUUAUUAUUAUUUUCACAAUAAAUUAUUGUAAAAAUGUAUUAGAACCUACUCCUACUCCGCACUAUAUGUAAGAUUACUGUACAAUUGGUGUAGGAACUAAUGUAAGUAAUUUUUUGCCAUGUAGGAAUUAACAUACGUACAUUUAUUACAGUAAAAAGAACUUACUACACAUCUCAUUUUUAUAUUUGUGUUGAAAUGUACACAUCUCAUUUGUUGGAAUGAACGUAUGUAAUUUUUUACCUGGUAUUUACUCUCGUAUUGGAACUUACUGUCCCCUAGUCAUAUAGUCAGUGGUGAAACUAGGGGGUCUGAGGGGCUUAGCACCCUGGCUACGAUUUAUCACCUCAAAAAUACCCCUUAUUGAUUUAGAUAUAAGCCUGUUAUAACGUUAUCGCAGAAGGUUGAUGAAACAAGCCCCGAUUAACCCCUUUUAUAUGUUUUUCUAAAACUUAAGGCCCUUUCUGAAUUAUCUGUUUUUCAAGCCGGUCUAAGAGAAGGUAAAUAAGUGUAUUAGGUACCUACUAAAUAGAAGGUUCAGUUAUAGUGGUGAACAAGUAAAUUAAUUAUUACGAUACUGUUUUCGUGAUGUAAUAGGUACCAUUUUGCUUCAAAUGUAUGGGGAUCAAUAGUUGCUUCAUAUAAAUGAGAUAUUAAAACGAAUAUGUCCAUUGGGGCCCAUUAUCUUCUUGAAGAAUAAAUAAAAAUAAAAAAAAAUAUAAAAUAAAUAAAAAAAUUAUUCGAGUAAUAGUCAACUAAACGCCAAGUGGAGAAUAGUUUUCCGUUCAAUCAGUAUUAGAUAUUCGUUUCAAUUCGUCGUUGGACAAAUAUUUACAAAUUUGAAUAUUACCAGAUGUAUAAUACUAUAAUUGAGGCUAAAUUAGGUACUCCUCAAGGGUAUAUUAGGACCUAAUACUGUCACUGCAAAAUUAUAAAUUAGAUAUUACCCUGGUGAUUUCGCUUUUAUCAUGGCUUAUAAUAAUAAUAAUUAUCAAACGGACCAUCACACCAAUAUAAUACUAUACCUAAUACAAACAUUCAGAGGAAUCUCUCUCGUUAAUUAUACAACGGGAUAUUGGUAUAAAUGUAUAAUAAUAGUAGGUAGUGAUGACCAACCUAUACUAAAAUAGUUAUUUCUUAGGGUAAGCUCACACGGACCACUCGUGAACGAUUUUUUGUGGUUAUAAUGUGGUUGUACUGUCGGCGAAAUCGACCACUUUUGAACAACUUUUUUGUGGUCGUUAGAAGUCCGAACCGACGUCAAUAUAACCACACCGUAACCACAAAUAUGACUGUAAAAAUGGACUUUGAAGAGGAAGCACUAUUAUUACUUUUAUUACAGCGGAAAAUGCGGCGUCGUAAGAAGAGACAAUUUUGGGUCCAUCCUAUUAUUGAAAAUAAAAAUGAAAGUCAAUUUAAUUUGCUAUAUAAUUCAUUAAGAAUGUAUGAUGAUAAAUUUUUAAAUUAUUUUAGAAUGAGUAAAAAUUCAUUUGAUUAUUUAUUAUGUGAGUUAACGGAUAUUAUAAAACGAACAGACACAACCAUGAGAAAAAGCAUACCAGCUGACGAACGUCUCGCACUUACUAUAAGAUAUUUGGCAACCGGAUGUUCUUUUAAAGAGCUCCACUAUACAUAUAAAUGUGGUUCUACAACUGCUAGUGAAAUUGUCAGAGAUGUGUGCCGUCAGAUAUGGUUUAAAUUACAACCUAUUCAUUUAUCAAAACCAAACAAAGAAAAAUGGCAAGAUAUCGCACAACAAUUUAAAUCAAGAGCUAACUUUCCCAACUGCCUUGGAGCCGUGGAUGGAAAGCAUAUACGUAUCAUUCACCCACCAAAUAGUGGGUCCUUGUACUGGAAUUAUAAACAUUUUUUUUCAAUCGUAUUACUUGCAGUUUGCGAUUCAAAUUACUUAUUCACAUAUGUUGAUAUUGGAGCUUAUGGUAAAACGUCCGAUUCAACAAUAUGGAAGGAUAGCAGUUUAUAUAAAAAAAUGAAAAAAAAUGAAUUAGAUCUACCUGAUCCCGAAAUAAUCAGCAUGGAUGGAAAUCGCUUACCUUACGUAUUUAUCGGUGAUGAAGCUUUUGGGUUAAAUGAACAUAUGUUACGGCCAUAUAGUGGAAGGCAGAUAUCGGAAAAAAAACGUGUGUUCAACUAUAGACUUUCCAGAGCACGCAGAUACGUCGAAUGUUCGUUUGGAAUUCUAGCGAAUAAAUGGCGAAUACUCCAUAGACCACUCAAUGUGGCAGUUGACUUCGCAGAAGAUAUUGUUAAAGCAUGUGUUGUAUUACAUAAUAUAGUACGAAAGCAAGAUGGUUAUAACUACGAAGAUACUCUAAUGACACCGGAUUUUAUACCAUUUGAAAAUAACGAAGAAUAUCGUGUAGGCAGGUCAGUGAAUUUAGUCAGAGAUAAAUUUGCCGACUAUUUUAUAAGUCCAGAGGGUGAAUUACAUUGGCAGUAUACAAUGUAAUAUAGAAAUAAAUAAUAUGUGAUUUGUAUUGAGUAAUAAGUAUCUAGUAUUAAUAAUGUGUAAUAUUAUAUUAUAUAUUAUAUUAUAUUUAUUAAAUAAAUAGUUCUUACCGCAGUUAUUUUUGUCUUUUUGAUUCUUCGCUUCAAAAUCAUUAUAAAAUUUAAGACAAAGAGACUCCCAAGCUUUAGCUUUUGUAAUACGAUUACUAUAACUAUUUGAAGUAUAAUCCCAAAUACAUGGUAAAUUAUGCAAUUCUUCAAUAAACAAUUCUGUGUCAAAUGCGUCGUCGUUUUCACUUUGUUCGCUCAUAAUUUAUCUCGUAUUGAACACAGAACACGUGAACUACUGAACAACAACUAAAAAACCAACUCAACCAAUCGACAAAAUAAAUAUCAUAACACUAGUCAUAAAAUAAUAAUGAUAAUAAUAUAUGUAUAGAUUACAUGAUACAAAAUAAAGAUAACAAUGAUAUAAAGAUAGCAAUGAUAUUUCUAUAAAUAUAAAAUAAUAAUGAUAAAAUUUGUGUGCUGGUGGCAAGUGGUUGGAAAGUGGUUGACGUGUCGCAGCAUGUGUGUUACGCUCAACCACCGACGACCACAAUUUCGUGGGUGAUACAGUCGACACGAUGCGACUGAAGUCGAAACUGACGGCAGAAAGUGGUCCGUCUGAGUUCAAUUACAUUUUUCAUAUUAUUUUAUAUGUUUUUAAAAUAUCAACCACGAGCGACCACCGUUUUGCGGUCGUAGCGUGGUUCUAAAGUGGUCCGUGUGAGCUUACCCAUAGUCUUCAGAUUUUCCGUGGUCUGGAUUUCUCUGCAUAUAUGACGAUCAAAAAACAUCACGCCUACAAGGUCCAGUAAUCCAGUUAAUUGUUUGAUGGUAAAAUAUUUGUAAGUCAAUUGAUCGAGUCAUUAGUUAGUAUAUUAAUCAAAAAUGCAUAUAAUGUAAUAAAUAAAUUAGAAAAAAAUAGGACAGCUAUAAUCUUUCAAACAAAAAAAAACCGCAGUCGUAAUUUGACAUGAGACAUUUAAAAAAAAAAAAUGUGAAACAAUACGUUUGAGGCGCGUAUUUAAAAAAAAUAUACAGCGUUGUUUGAGUAAAAAUAUAACUGUCAUGAUAAAAAAAAAACAAAAAAAAACAAGCAAAUAAA
Messenger RNA from Metopolophium dirhodum (rose-grain aphid), 3719 nucleotides. RefSeq lists its product as uncharacterized. The record is from RefSeq and is a predicted model, not a curated record. The transcript has 3 exons. The coding region runs from base 1287 to 2570 and encodes 427 amino acids. Lineage: Eukaryota; Metazoa; Arthropoda; Insecta; Hemiptera; Aphididae.